GAGCUGGAGAGGGCGGAAGCAGCGCCCGGGGCAGGCUGGGAGAUGUAGUUCCUGGCUCUCCCGUGAGCGGAAAUGACGUCGCCGUCAGAGGCGGAGCCCGGCUGCGAAGGAGCGUUGGGGGUUCUGGUUCUGCCUGGCUCGCGCGGGGCCGUUGGAGCCUCUCCCGGGGCCGGAGAAGGGCUACAGAAUAAUGUCCAGGUUUCACUCCAGAUCCACCCAGGGGGAAGGAAAUCGCUGCAAUGGAGCUGGCUCAGUAUUGGGAUUCCUACCAGGGAGCCACCAGCAGGAUCCAGAGACAGCCCCAUCUCCUAUAUCAAGCUCUGGCUAGGGCUGGUGACUUUCGAGGAAGUGGCUCUGUAUUUCACCAGGGAAGAGGGAGCUCUGCUGGACCUCACUCAGAGAGCCCUCUACAGGGAUGUCAUGCAGGAGAACUAUGAGUCGGUGGUGUUGCUGGGGUUUCCAGUUUCCAAACCUGAUGUGAUCUCAAAUGAGAGAGCCUGCACAGGUGACGGAAUGGUGCGUGAGAAUGAGGAGGAGAAACCCCAGCAGGAAGAUGCUGAGCAAGUAGAACCACAUGGGAUGUUAUCAGGAAGAUCCAAAGGGAAUGUUUCUGGGAUUUGUGCACUCCCAGAAAAAGCAAAAGCUUGUGAGACUCCGCAUAUUCCAGAGGAAAACUUGAGUAGCCACUCAGACCUUAUUACUCGUGAGAGAAUCAAUGCGGAAGAGACACACUACAUAUGCCAUGAGUGUGGGAAAAGCUUCAGUGGGAGCUCAGACCUCUUCACACAUCAGAGACUCCACAGGGGAGAGAGACCCUACAUGUGCUCUGAGUGUGGGAAAAGCUUCAAUCAGAGCUAUACCCUUAUCAGACAUUGGAGAACCCACACCGGAGAGAAGCCCUAUACGUGCUCUGACUGUGGGAAAAGCUUCAAUCAGAGCUCAACCCUUAUCAGACAUAGGAAAAUCCACACAAGUGAGAAACCUUACGGAUGCUCUGAGUGUGGGAAACGCUUCAUUGAUAGUUUAGCCCUCAUCUCACAUCAGAAAAUCCACACAGGAGAGAUGCCCUAUACAUGCUCUGAGUGUAGGAAAAGUUUCAAUAAUAGCUCUGACCUCAUCAAACAUCGUAGAAUCCACACAGGAGAGAGACCCUACAUGUGUUCUGAGUGCGGGAAAAGCUUCAAUCAGAGCUCAAUCCUUGUUAGACAUCAGAAAAUCCACAUGAGAGAGAACUGGAACAAAUGCCUUGACUAGGGCUGGCCAAAGAUGUUUCUUUAAAAAAAAAAUAAAUCAUAUUUGCUAAUUCCCACAUAUGAUCUUUGUAUCAUCUUCACUAUGGUCUCUCAGCUCCCCUAGAUAAGUUGCCUGCUUCUGCAGCUCACCCUUCUUUGGGGUCAGUCCUGUGAUCUUUUCUAUUGACUCCUUUCCUUUGAGUCAUAGGAGUGUGUGUCCCUCCAGCCAGGAAUGUUCAUCAGCUCCAGGUGGGAGAGAGGUUUUAUCAACAAGCUACACUGAGGCAAAAACUACCUGUGCCUUCCAUCCACUAGGACUGUACAUGGCGUUGCCUGCUCAAGUUAGUGAUCUUGGUGUAAAAAGUUGUAGUGCAGAUGCAGCCCAGGUGCAGUGGUUGGCAUUAGCUUUCCCCUUAACCUGACCUAAACUCCAUCACUGUUCCUAGUCUAAACAAACCCUGAGCAUCACAGUUAGUUAUACUGUUCCCCCAUUUCACAGCAAUUGUUAGUCAUCAAGUUUCCCCUUCGGGAACAAAUUGUUUCAUUCCUGGUUGCUCUGAUGUUGCUUCAGGUUGUGCUGCAGAGCAGAUAUUUGUCCCUCCGUUUUCCUCACUUAAAAUAUAUUGAACUAUAACAAAGAGCAGGAACAGGGCAGGGAUAGGGAAAAAUGUCAUUUAACGCUCUGUAACAGAAGAAGAUAGGGUAAAUCAGAAGGAUUCCCAUAUUCCUCAUCACCAUCCCAGUCCCCCUGUUGUUCAGUUGGUUAGGUCAAUAUUUUUUCUAAAGGGCUGAGAAGAGUAUUCCCUACUAAAUGACUGUAACUAAGGAAAAUACCCAUGCAUUUGGCUCCCAACGCAGUUGUGGUCCAGGCCCUGCAGGAGGUCGUUCCUGAAGAUAUCUCCUUCCUAAUCAGGUGCGUGUUGUCUAUUAGUUGGGAAAUGCAAUCCCUAUCUAGGUAGAGAUGGGAAAAUUGGAAGUGACAUUUCUGUUCAGCUCACCCCUGGGAGAUGCUGCAAAUGUCUAGAAAAUGAAAUCCAUGUUGAAUGUGAUAUAGCUGCAGAAAGAAACCUAUUUUUAAUAGAUACCUGACAUCUGGUGUCUUAUAGGGAUUCUAAAUUGCACCUGAAUUUAGUCCCUAAUUUAAUCUGUGCCACCAGAUUAAAGAAAUAAAAGGACAUUUUGUGGGAGUUAUACCUCACUAUCGUUACUGAUCUGUUGUGCGGUUGGUGAAGAAUUCUACGCCAGAGAAGUGUAAAAUUACUCCAAGGAAGAUCAAAGAUUUGACAAAAACUCAGGUAGAAAUUGCAGGUACGAGUGGUUGAUUUUUCACCCCGGAGAUGGAAGCUAUGGUGACCCAUGUCCCAGGUAAACUAUUUUUAGAACACUGCUUAUUAGUUAAGUGGCAUUGAUCACGCUCCUAAAGGAUGCCAUGAUUAAAUUGGGCACAACUGUCUUUUUCAACUGAUUCCUUCAGAGCCAUUCCAUGCCCAUGGGUAACAGUCUGGCUGCCUUAUUGGACAAGAAGCAUUUGCAUCCUGGGCAAAUGAUUUGUAGCCGGUGAGGGAAUGUAUCCGAUCCCAAGUUCAUAGUGCAGGAUAUAUGAAUGCUGAGUCCAACGUCUGUGGUUUGGUCUCUUAGUUUACUCUUGAAUCUAAUGCAUUUGUAUCACUUCUCCACCUCCUGCUACUCUGAAAGAUUAGAAAGUGUGAAAAUGGAGCACAGGUGUUUUUUCUCAUGAUACAACCUUCCCACAUAGUGUGAGACUCCUUCCUCCCACACUUCUGGGAGAAGACCCAGAGAGAAAUGAACUGACAGAAAUGGAAGGCUCCUAGGUUAUUGUAGAUUGGACUUCACACACAGCUGACUGGGUGGAAAUGGGAAUUAAGAGAAAACUGCCUAUCGGUUUAUAUUUUGUAAUCUUUGAAUACGUUGUUUCCAGUGACAAUGAAAUUUAAAUAUGAAGUUUGUUUAGUGUAAGAGGCUGAUUCUGUGAUAACUUUCAGUGUUACAAUAUGAUUCAGGUUUUCUUCUAGUUCUGUCCCUGUCCCCUCCUACUAUAUCAGAAAUGGUGGUUAAUCCUGAAAUUAAAACCUCACUCCAAAGGAAUUAGAGUGGGGGAAUAUGUGAGAGAAGUAGCCUGUAUGAGAAGAGAGAUCCAGUAUGGACUGUAAUUAUUUCUAUUUAAAAUGGAAUUUAUUUUGAUAAAUUUUAAAAUAAAUCUUCUGUUAAGAGGAAAAUUACUUGAGACAAGAUGUGUAACCUUUUACCCAUUCCCCACAGUGCUGGUGUGUUUCUGUUUGUUUGUUUUAUCUUUCCUCCGGUGGUUGUUUUUUAAUAAAAGAAUAGUUUUUGUUU
This is a messenger RNA of Gopherus evgoodei (Goodes thornscrub tortoise), 3587 nucleotides long. RefSeq names its product zinc finger protein 419-like. Gene Ontology annotation, biological process: negative regulation of transcription by RNA polymerase II. The coding region runs from base 73 to 1254 and encodes 393 amino acids. The record is from RefSeq and is a predicted model, not a curated record. NCBI's taxonomy places the organism in Eukaryota, Metazoa, Chordata, Testudines, Testudinidae. The transcript is spliced from 7 exons. Gene Ontology annotation, molecular function: DNA-binding transcription repressor activity, RNA polymerase II-specific.